AUGAUUAAAUAUAUUAUUCUGUCAUUCUCUAUAUUGCAAGUACUAAGCAAAACAAAGGAUGAAUGGAAGUCAAGAACAGUUUACCAAUUGCUUACUGAUCGAUUUGCAACCAGUACUGGCAAAUCAAGUUCUUGCAAUUUGAGUAAAUAUUGUGGAGGAGAUUAUAAAGGAAUAAUCAAUAAUCUGGAUUACAUCACAAGUAAUUAGAUUAUUAAUGCAUUAGACAUGGGAUUUGAUGCUAUUUGGAUUUCACCUGUAAAUGACAAUUACGAUGAUGGAUAUCAUGGGUAUUGGUAUAGAAAUAUGUAUGACGUCAAUAAAAACUUUGGAAAUGCAUAGGAUCUGAAAAAUUUAGUUACUGCUUGUCAUAACAAAGGAGUAUGGGUAAUGGUAGAUGUUGUUGCUAACCAUGUAAAUAAUAAUGUUAAAAUUAGAUGGGCAACACAAAUUAAGACUAUACAAAAAAUUAUCCAUUUAAUUAAUCAGCUCAUUAUCAUGACUAUUGCAUCAUAAGUGAUAAUGAUUUCAAUACUCAUAAUCUAGCAAAUAUAUAGAAAUGCAGAUUGGCGGGUUUAGCCGAUUUAAAUUAAGACAAUUCAUUUGUAUAAAGUGAACUAAUUAAUUGGAUAAAAUGGUUAAUAACUGAAUAUUAAUUUGAUGGAAUUAGAAUUGAUACCGUUAUGAUGGUCAAGACUGAUUUUUGGACCAAAUUUACUAAUGCAGCAGGAGUCUAUUCUGUAGGAGAAGUGUUUGAUGGGGAUAUGGGUUUCUUAAAAUAAUUUAUAGGCCCCAUAAAUGGACUACUAAAUUAUCCAUUGUUCUACACAUUAAGGGAUGUAUUACUACACAAUAAGGGAAUGAAUACACUUGAAACCUUCUUCAAUAAUAUUGCUAGUUCAUUUGGAAAAGCAAAUUUACCCUAUAUGGGCAAUUUUAAUGAUAAUCAUGAUAAUGCUAGGUUCUUAAAUGAUGCUGUUACCGGUUAUAUUCCCUAAGACUUUGAAUUCUUUGGAGAAAAUUCAAACUUCACCGUAACUGCGCUAAAGAAGCUUCAAUUUAAAGCUAUCACUGCAUUUACACUCACCUCAGUCGGUAUACCAAUGAUAUACUAUGGAACUGAAUAAUAUUAUGCAGGUGGCAAUGAUCCAAAUAAUAGGGAAGUUUUAUGGAAUCAUUUAGAUUAGUAAAAAUAUAAGUUUAAUAAAUAGAACUUCUGAAAUGUAUAAGUUUAUUAAAACAAUUAAUGAAGCAAGAAAAACUACAAAAGCAGCUUCUUAAGAUUAAAUCUAAAGAUAUGCAGAUGCUGAUAUCUAUGCAUUUACAAGAGGAACAUUGUUUGCCGCCUUUUCUAAUAAAUAUGAUAAAUAAGUAGUCAAAUCUAUUACAUAUCAUCCUUAUGCAGAAGGUAACUAUUGUUUUUACAGUCUAGGAACUACACUUUGCAACAUCUUUUAUACUACUGACUGUGUGAAAGUUGCCAGUGGAGCAUUUCCUUUAUAUCUAAAUUAUGGAGAAGUUAAGAUCUUCAUUCCAAAAUGAU
Molecule: messenger RNA, 1540 nt
Organism: Paramecium octaurelia
Lineage: Eukaryota; Ciliophora; Oligohymenophorea; Peniculida; Parameciidae
Source: the annotation of a GenBank genome assembly